Cajanus cajan (pigeon pea) is the source of this 1291-nucleotide messenger RNA. Its product is annotated as class V chitinase. Gene Ontology annotation, molecular function: chitin binding; chitinase activity. Gene Ontology annotation, cellular component: extracellular region. Gene Ontology annotation, biological process: chitin catabolic process; carbohydrate metabolic process. The record is from RefSeq and is a predicted model, not a curated record. Lineage: Eukaryota; Viridiplantae; Streptophyta; Magnoliopsida; Fabales; Fabaceae.
GACUCCAAUUUACACCACAAGAAGCAUCGAUCGAUCGAUCAAAGAAGAAAAGAAAACGACGAUGGCGAAUUCCAAAACCCUUUGGUUUCUAAUUGCCACUCUCCUCCUCCUCCAACUCCACUUCUCCCCAACAAAAGCCGCCAUCAAAGGCGGGUACUGGUACUCCGACAGCGGCCUCGCGGUGGCCGACAUAAACGCCACCCUCUUCACCCACCUCUUCUGCGCCUUCGCCGACCUCGACAACACCACCUACAAGGUCACCAUCUCCUCCUCCAACGCCGCCAAGUUCUCCACCUUCACGCAAACCGUGCAGGCCAAGAACCCCUCCGUCAAGACGCUCCUCUCCAUCGGCGGCGGCGGCGGCCCCACCCUGGCCGCGCGCUUCUCCAAAAUGGCCUCCCAAGCCGCCACGCGCAAGGCCUUCAUCGACUCCUCCGUCCAGCUCGCCAGAGCCAACAACCUCCUCGGCCUCGACUUGGAUUGGGAGUACCCUUCUUCCGACGCCGACAAAUCCAACUUCGUCGCACUCCUCAAGGAAUGGAAAGCCGCUAUCACACAGGACUCCACCUCGUCGGGAAAACCGCGCCUUCUCUUAUCCGCCGCCGUUGCCGGCUCCGACCAAAUUUCGCCGCUCCAAUACUACUCCGGACCCGACAUGGCCAACUACCUCGACUUCAUCAAUCUCAUGACCUACGACCUCUUCACUUCCGAUGGUUACCCUACUUCGACGCAGCCCCCGGCUCCCUUGUACAACCCACGUGGCAUGUUCAGCGUGGACCAGGGGGUGCUCACGUGGAACAGGACGCUCGGGGUGCCGCUGGGGAAACUGGCCCUGGGCUUGCCGUUCUACGGCUACAAGUGGAGGUUGGCCAAUAGCAACAGUAAUGGGCUUUUUUCCGCCGCCACGGCUGGGCUUGGGGCCGUGGGCUAUAGUCAAAUCAAAGCUGUGGGGGCCACGGCUGUGUAUAAUUCCACUUUUGUCACCAAUUACUGCUCGCGCGGGACGGAUUGGUACGGCUACGAUGAUGUUCAGACUGUGACUGCUAAGGUUGCUUACGCCAAGCGACAGGGGUUGUUUGGGUAUUUCGCUUGGCAGCUUGGGACGGAUAACAAUUGGGCUCUUUCUCUAGCUGCUUCUCAAGCAUGGGGGGCGUAGAACUGGAUCAUGCACAGUGCAUACACAGAUAUAAGUAUAACUACCUCUCUUUACAAUAAUGAUACUUAUAGGAAAUAAGAUUGUAUUACAAUAUAAGUGCGCCAUGAAAAUAAAUGAUUGCCAAAUCUCAUGUUC